Molecule: messenger RNA, 2147 nt
Organism: Zeugodacus cucurbitae (melon fly)
Lineage: Eukaryota; Metazoa; Arthropoda; Insecta; Diptera; Tephritidae
Product: kelch-like protein 3
Exons: 9
Coding region: 146-1873 (575 amino acids)
Molecular function (GO): protein binding
Source: RefSeq, a predicted model, not a curated record
CUUUGUAGGCUCUUUCGUCGAUGUUCUGGUUACAAUUAGUAGCUUUGGUAUCGAGAAAUUUUCCGCAGUAUCGCGUGAAUAGCGAAUCAAAUACGUUCAAAUUACAUUCACUUCGGGUGUUGCUACGCAAAGUCCAAUAAUAAAAAUGGCCACAAGUUCUACGCAAACAACUUUUUCACAAAGUAAUUUGAGUGAAUUGAAACCACUUUUCAUGGACAAGUUAAUGAAGAAAAUAUUUCGCUUCUACGAUGAACAGUCUCUAAUUGAUGUGACUUUUAAAGUUUCUAACCCAAAGGCUUUUAUACCCGCGCAUCGUUUAAUACUCUCAGCAGCGAGUCCUUACUUCGAAAACCUCUUCAACGGGGAUCAAGGCAAUGCUCUUGUCAUCGAAAUAAAUGACAUCGAUAGCGAUAUCUUUGAGCGCUUAAUAACUUUUUGCUACACCGGAAAAGCGCUGUUUACCGUUAACAAUGUCGCUGCGACGCUGAAGGCGGCAAUCGUGUUGCAAUUGGAAGAUGCCGCAACCACUUGUGUGGAAUUCAUUAUGGCGCACAUCGAUGAAUGUACAUUACAAGGUGUGUACGCGCUAGAACGCGAAACGGAAUGUGAAAUUCUCAAGCGGAAAAUCCACGAAUACGAAAUACAGAAUUUCAUGGAGAUCAGCCAACGGGACGAGUUUCUCAAUUUUGAUGUUGAGAAAUUGCAAUGUCUUCUCGAAUCGGACAAUUUAAAUAUAACUUGUGAGGAGGAUGCAUAUGGUGCCAUAACUCGUUGGUUUAAUCACGAUGUUUCUGCGCGUCAAGAACAUCUACCUCGUUUAGUCGCUUGCCUGCGGCUCACGCAAUUCGAUGUGGACUUCCUCUUGACUCACAUUCAGUCAUUACCUGGCUGUGAGUCGUUGGCCUUCAAGGUGUUAGCGUGGAUCAGUAAGCCCGCAGCACGAACUAAGAUAAUUGUCCGAUUUACAGAACCACGUGGGAUCAGUGCUGGGAAUUCUGCUGAGAAAACAUUACUGGUUGUUUGCAAAGAGUAUAAUUCGACGAAGUCAUGUGUACUUCAAUAUAACAAAACUGUGGACCAAUGGCAAAAAUAUGCGAAUCUAAAUGAGGAUAGUGCGAACUCUACUGUGAUUUUAAAGGAUGACAAUUUGUUAUUUAUUGGUGGAAGUGAUGCAUAUUCGCCAUUAUCCAAAAGAUUUCUCAGCUGGAAAAUAAAAAAUAAAACAUGGCGAGAAUUGCCAGAAAUGAAUCAAGCAAGAUGCAGCCAUAGUCUUGUCGAAUUAUAUGGAAAAAUCUACGCGAUUGGUGGUUGUAAUAUUGGUAAUAAAACUGUUCUGCAGUCAGUUGAAAGGUAUAAGACAUCCAAUGGUUGGAAGUUCGUGGCACCUUUGCUUAAAGCACGAUACGAUGCCGGUGCAGUGGCUUUCAAUGGUAAAAUUUACAUAAUGGGCGGCAACUGGUAUAAUGGUUACUUAAAAAGUGUUGAAUGCUAUAAUACCGAUUCGAAUAGUUGGAGUAAAUGUGCAGAUAUGAGAUAUAAUCAUGUAAAGCCUGCUGUAGCUGUACACAAUGGUCACAUCUAUGUUUUUGGCGCUUAUUAUGGUUCCACCAACAGGGGUGUUGUUGAACGUUACGAUCCUCAGCGAGACACGUGGUCUCAGAUUUGCUCUCUGGAAGAUGAUCCGUGGGGCAUUCUCGCUUUCGUAUCUUUUGACAAUAAACUAUGGACUAUUGGUCACCGCAGUGAGCAGAGAAUUACAGGAGUAGCAGUGUACGAUGAGGCAAAUGACAAUUGGGUGCGGAAGAGAUCAUUGCCCAAAGGAAAAAUAUAUUCUUGUUUUGUUGUUUCUUUGUCUUUACUGACAUCAAAAUAAACAAACAACAUUUCUAUUGUUGUUUGUUUUAAUAAACUUAUAAGAAAUACACAAAAUCUGGUUAAUUUUCGAUUUGAAAGAAGCGGCAAACUAAUUUCUGUCUAACGCGAACCAAAAACUGAACGUGCUUGCAAAAAUUUGGCCUUGUUUGUAAAUGAAAUAUAGAGAACCUAAUUGAAAAAUCGAACACAUAAGAUUGGUCGCAAAGAAUGGUGGAAAUAAAAUUAUUAUUACAAUCACAGUUAUGUUAAUAAGUAAAUGAAUAAAGAAUAAA